Bombina bombina (fire-bellied toad) is the source of this 1745-nucleotide messenger RNA. It is a transcript of the gene FIBP, whose product is annotated as FGF1 intracellular binding protein. The transcript is spliced from 11 exons. The record is from RefSeq and is a predicted model, not a curated record. Gene Ontology annotation, molecular function: fibroblast growth factor binding. Lineage: Eukaryota; Metazoa; Chordata; Amphibia; Anura; Bombinatoridae. The coding region runs from base 124 to 1194 and encodes 356 amino acids. Gene Ontology annotation, cellular component: nucleus. Gene Ontology annotation, biological process: platelet aggregation.
GGAAGCUAUCCUGACAUCAUAAUGAAAACCCUCUAUGCUCGCUGGUAGCAACCGGAAGUUGUUUUUCCCUAGAACGGACAUCAGUUACGGGGCACUGGGACAUCCCGAGAGGACGUCACUAUCAUGGCUAAUGAGCUGGACGUGUUUGUGGGCAAUACCACCCUGAUAGAUGAGGAGGUGUAUCAGCUGUGGCUGGACGGAUAUUCAGUGAGUGACGCUGUCAACAUGCGCUUGAAGAGCGGGAUCUUGGAGCAGACGGGCGCUGGAGCUGAUGUCUUGGAGAGUGACACAAUGGAUCACUACCGAACCUUCCAGAUGAUUGAGAGGCUCCUUCAUUCUCCGCCGAAAUUAGUACAGCAACUGCUGUUCCAGAUACCUCCCAGCAAGCAGAGCAUGCUGAUAGAGAAAUAUUAUGCCUUUGAUGAAGCUUUUGUCAGGGAAGUUCUUGGUAAGAAACUUUCUAAGGGAACAAAGAAAGAUCUGGAUGAUGUCAGUGCAAAGACCGGGGUCACCCUAAAGAGCUGCCGGCGCCAGUUUGAUAACUUCAAGAGAGUGUUUAAGGUUGUGGAAGAGAUGAGGGGCGCCCUCGUGGAGAACAUUCAGCAGAACUUCCUGUUGUCAGAUAAGUUAGCCAGGGAUUACGCAGCUAUAGUGUUUUUCGCAAACAGCCGCUUUGAGACCGGGAAGAGGAAACUUCAGUAUCUGACUUUUGAAGAUUUUGCGGGUUGUGCUGGGCACAUAAUACAAAACUGGACACUAGGAGCUGUAGAUGUAGCAGAUGAUAUGGAUAUGGAUUUGGAUAAAGAAUUUCUUCAGGAUUUAAAAGACUUGAAAGUUCUAAUUACUGACAAGGACCUUAUGGAUCAGCACAAGAGUUUGGUUUGUACAUCGUUACGAGGAAAAAUCGCUGUCUUUGUUGAAAUGGAAGCAACAUUUAAGACCCUUUCUCGAGCGCUUGUGAACAUCGGGACUAGUCUUACCCAUAAUAAAGACGUGAGGGAUUUUUUUAUUGACCUUGUGGAAAAGUUUAUAGAGCCCUGUAAAGCAGCAGGGUGGUCUUUCUCGGACGUGCAGCUUUUUCUUAUACAGUAUACAGCUUCUGCACGUGCACUUGAUGCCUUCAAACAGCAAUCUCUGUGGGAGAGGUACAUGGUUACUCUGCGAAAUUGCCUCUUGAAGAUGUAUCAUAGUUAAGUCCAGCUACCUAAUGUAUCCGUAUUGGCUUCUAAUGAUGAUACUCAUUGUUACUUUACACAGUUAUCUGUUGAAGAUCACCAUUCCAACUGCCUGAUUUUUUUUUAAUAAUAUCUAAUGAUGAUACUCGGUUACUCUACGCAACUGGCUUUUGCAGAUAUAUCACAAUUCCAAGUACAUGAUUUUUCAGUAUUGGACUUUCUGUAUUUAUACUCAGUUACUCUGCUCAUUUGGUUCUUGAAGACGUAUCAAAAUUGACUCCAUAUCAACCUCCAAUGAUGAUGAUAUUGCUGUAUAAAGCGCCAUUAAUAACUAUACACCCCCUACACUUCCAGAGUAUGUUUCAAUUUUCCUAUGACUGGGACUUUUUUGUAACACCUCCCUUAUUCGAGCAAAGGGUGCUCACAGCGUGGCAAAAAUAUUCUAUUUGAAAAAUAUAUAUAUUUAUUAGGUAAAAAGUGUCCUGGAUGUACAGAUCACACUGUAAAUAUCUAAGUGUAUAUAUGUAUAUGGUUUACUUUUUUAAUAAAAUAUAUAGAAAGAUCUUAAAA